AUGAGUAGUGAUUCAUCGACUGGGAAAAGUCCUCCUAAGAAGAAAAAUGUGAAAUAUGAACAGAAAUUCGUAAAUUUGUGGUUAAAAGAUGAUGGGUUCAAAGGCUGGUUAAAGAAAAGCACUAAAGCAUUCACAAAUAUUAAACCACACGAAUUGCUCCACCCUAGCCAAACCAGAUGGUUGUCACUUAUUGAGGUAGUAAAUAGGCUUCUGGAAGAAUUACCAGCUAUAAAAUUGUAUUUUCAAGCUGCAGUUCAUGUAGAUAGAUUAUUUUCUGCGCAAUCAAUUCUCUCCAAGGCUCUCGAAACGACAACUGAAUUGUACCUGGAGUUUUUGAAAUUUGCAUUACCUAUAUUUACCGAUCUCAAUAAAGAAAUGCAAUCCGAGACUCCGAAAUUAUAUUUACUAUACGACAAAAUACUGACCGCAUACACAACUAUCUUGGAAUGCUUUGUACAAACUGAAUAUUUGAAUCUCACUGAACAAGAAAAAAAUGAAGCACAAAAUAUUUUAGACGCAAAGGGAACUAAAAUAUUAAACCUUGACUUCUCGAGUGAGCAGAAACAUUUACCGUUGCAACAUAUAUACGUUGGUAGAAUGGUGCCAAAUCUGAUCAAAAGAAAGAGAGAAAUAGGAGAACUAGAGGAAGAACAGCUGAAAAAUUUCUACUUAAAGUGUAAGGAGUUUUAUAUGGAGGCUGCAAAACAGAUAUAA
Messenger RNA from Parnassius apollo (apollo), 714 nucleotides. The record is from the annotation of a GenBank genome assembly. NCBI's taxonomy places the organism in Eukaryota, Metazoa, Arthropoda, Insecta, Lepidoptera, Papilionidae.